AUGUUUUUAUUUGAAUGUUUUGAAAAACAAAAUGAACAAAUAAAUGAAAAUUUUAAAGAAAAAUCUAAAGAAAUAAUAUUAAAUGAUUUAUUUAAAGUUGAAAAUGUUGAUUCAGGCUCUAGUAAUGAUAUAAUAACAUAUUAUAAAUCUCACAAAAAUGAAAUUUAUCGAAAUUUUUCUACACCUAGAGGACUAGCUUUAAUUAUAAAUAAUUAUCAAUUUAUAAAUAAACAGAAUAGGGAAGGAACACAAGUUGAUGAAUUUAGUUUAUGUAAUCUUUUUAAACAACUUGGGUAUAAAAUAAUUUGUGAAAGAGAUUUAACUGCUCGGCAAAUGUGGAUUACAAUUCAAAAAUUUGCUGAAAGGGAGGAACAUUUACAAUGUGAUAGUGCUAUUGUGGUUGUAAUGAGCCAUGGAGUGUUUGAUCAUUUAUUAGGCAUUGAUGAAAUGCCUGUCAACUUCCAUUCUUUUGUGUCCUGUCUUAACUCAAAAAAUGCACCAAAAUUAAUAGGAAAACCAAAAAUAUUUAUAGUCCAGGCAUGUAGAGGAGAAAAUUAUGAUGAGGGUGUUGAACAUAUAACAGAGGAGUGUGUAGAUGGCCCAUCAUUUUCUCCUUUAUUUUCGAUUUUUUCUAAAUAUAUUAAACCUAACAAUAAUAACAACAACAAUAAUAAUCCUUUAAAUGCUUCUUCAAUAUUUAGAAAUGCCCCCUCACCAAAUUCUCAAAAUUAUUUUAAUGAAAGUAGAGUUCAAAAGAGACUAAAAAUAGAAAAAGUGCCAACAUUUGCAGAUAUUUUAAUAGCUUCUGCCACAACUUCAAACAACGUUUCUUGGCGUAAUUCAGCUACUGGUACUUGGUUUAUUCAAACAUUAUGUGAAGUAUUUAGUAAAAGAGCAAAAACUGAUGAUAUUUUAAAAAUGCUAACUUAUGUUAAAAGUGAAGUUGCUAAAAAAGUGUCAAAUUCUGGUGGAAAAUAUAAACAAGUACCAGAAACUCUAUCAACACUUUGUAAACAUUUUUUCUUCUUUCCGGGAGUAACAAAUAAAGAAAUUUAA
Messenger RNA from Meloidogyne enterolobii, 1056 nucleotides. The record is from the annotation of a GenBank genome assembly. NCBI's taxonomy places the organism in Eukaryota, Metazoa, Nematoda, Chromadorea, Rhabditida, Meloidogynidae.